UGACAAAAGCAGAACUGAAGCAACAUGGCGGCUAUGGCAGCUCCCACAACGCUGGUUGCGAAGAGACGAAAGCAUUUUCUUGGCGUUCCGGCACCCUUAGGAUAUGUUGCCGGCGUUGGAAGAGGCGCUACUGGCUUCACCACACGUUCUGAUAUCGGUCCUGCCCGCGAUGCAAGUGAUGUUCCCGACGAUCGCCACGCGCCACCCACCAAGCGGAAAAAGAACCAGAAGGAAGAGGAGGAGGACGACGAAGAAGAUCUUAACGACUCUAACUAUGACGAGUUCGCAGGAUAUGGUGGCAGCCUGUUCAGCAAGGACCCCUACGACAAGGACGAUGAGGAGGCCGAUGCCAUCUACGAGGCCAUUGACCGCAGGAUGGAUGAGAAGCGCAAAGAAUACAGAGAGACGAAACUGAGGAGGGAAUUGGAACGCUACCGUCAAGAGAGACCCAAGAUCCAGCAACAGUUCACCGACUUGAAGAGAGAUUUGGCACAAGUCACUGUGGACGACUGGAAGAGUAUCCCUGAAGUUGGCGAUGCCCGCAACAAGCGACAGCGCAACCCUCGCCCUGAAAAGUUCACGCCCAUGCCGGACUCCAUCCUCUCCAAGGCAGGCAUUGGCUCCGAGGCUGUGACCACGCUGGACCCACGGCAGCAGGCUUAUGGUGGAGGGCUGACAACACCAUUCCCAGGCACGGCCACUCCUGGCUGGGCCACUCCGUCGGCCGACCUUGACCUGCGCAAGAUCGGUCAAGCUCGGAACACCCUCAUGGACAUCAAGCUCAACCAGGUGUCGGACUCUGUCAGUGGCCAGACCGUAGUGGAUCCCAAGGGCUACCUGACUGACUUGCAGUCCAUGAUUCCCAGCCACGGGGCCGACAUAAGUGAUAUCAAGAAGGCACGGCUACUGCUCAAGUCUGUGAGAGAGACCAACCCCAACCACCCUCCGGCCUGGAUUGCCUCGGCACGUCUUGAAGAAGUGACAGGCAAGGUCCAGACUGCGAGGAACCUGAUCAUGAAGGGGGGCGAAAUGUGCCCCAACUCAGAGGACAUCUGGCUGGAAGCUGCUAGGCUGCAGCCAAUAGACAUGGCCAAGGCAGUGAUAGCACAGGCUGUGCGCCAGAUCCCCAACUCAGUACGGCUCUGGAUCAAGGCUGCCGAUCUGGAGAGUGAGCUGAAGGCAAAGAAGAGGGUCUUUCGCAAGGCCUUGGAAAGCAUUCCAAACUCUGUGCGUCUGUGGAAGGCAGCCGUGGAGCUGGAGGAGCCAGAGGAUGCCUGCAUCUUGCUCAGCCGUGCCGUCGAGUGCUGCCCCACCAGUGUUGAGCUGUGGCUGGCCCUGGCCCGACUCGAGAACUACGAAAAUGCCCGAAAGGUGCUGAACAAAGCGCGAGAAAACAUUCCCACUGACCGGCAGAUUUGGAUCACAGCUGCGAAGCUGGAAGAGGCCAAUGGGAACACACACAUGGUUGAAAAGAUCAUUGAUCGAGCGAUUGCAUCCCUGCGUGCCAAUGGUGUGGAGAUCAACCGUGAGCAGUGGUUCAAGGACGCUGUCGAGUGCGAGAAGUCCCAGUCGAUCCUUACCUGCCAAGCAAUCAUCCGCUGUGUGGUGGGAAUCGGCGUCGAGGACGAGGACCGCAAGCACACCUGGAUGGAGGAUGCCGAGGCGGUGGCAGCCCAGGGUGCCCAGGAGUGUGCUCGUGCUAUCUAUGCGCACGCCCUGUCCGUGUUUCCCAGCAAGAAGAGCAUCUGGCUCAGGGCCGCCUACUUUGAGAAGAGCAGCGGCACCAGGGAGACGCUGGAAGCCCUCCUGCAGCGAGCCGUGGCCCACUGUCCCAAGGCCGAGGUUCUCUGGCUUAUGGGAGCCAAGUCCAAAUGGAUGGCUGGCGACAUCCCGGCGGCCCGGAGCAUCCUGUCUCUAGCCUUCCAGGCUAAUCCCAACAGCGAGGAGAUCUGGUUGGCUGCCGUCAAACUGGAGAGUGAGAACAAUGAGUUUGAGCGUGCACGUCGACUCCUCGCCAAGGCACGCUCCAGUGCCCCCACUGCCAGGGUGAUGAUGAAGUCCGUGCGGCUGGAAUGGGCACUGAAGGACCUGCAGCAGGCCCAGCAGCUGCUGGACGAGGGGCUGCGCCUGUACGCUGACUUCCCGAAGCUGUGGAUGAUGAAGGGGCAGAUUGAGCAGAGCCAGGGGCAGACAGACUUGGCUCGCAGCACCUACAACCAGGGGCUCAAGAAGUGUCCCACAUCGGUGCCCCUGUGGCUGCUGCUGUCUCGGCUGGAGGAGUCGACGGGCGCACUGACCAAGGCCCGCUCUGUGCUGGAGAAGGCCCGACUCCGCAACCCUGGAAGUGCAGAGCUCUGGCUCGAGGCUGUGCGGGUAGAGGUCCGCGCAGGGUUUAAGGAGAUUGCCCAGACCCUUAUGGCUAAAGCCAUGCAGGAAUGCCCAGCCAGUGGCAUCCUUUGGGCCGAGGCUAUCUUCAUGGAGCCCCGUCCACAGCGUAAGACCAAGAGCGUGGAUGCACUCAAGCGCUGCGAGCAUGAUGCCCAUGUUCUCCUGGCUGUCAGCAAGCUUUUCUGGACAGAACGCAAGACAAACAAGGUCCGAGAAUGGUUAAACCGCACUGUGAAGAUUGAGCCUGACCUGGGGGAUGCAUGGGCCUACUACUACAAGUUUGAAUUGCUUCAUGGCAGUGAGGAGCAGCAAGAAGAGGUAAAAAGGCGAUGCGUCAUGGCAGAACCCAGGCACGGUCCAAACUGGUGCCGGGUGUCCAAAGACAUUGCUAACUGGCGGAAGAAGACCGAGGACAUUCUUGUCCUGGUGGCAAAUGCUCUCCCGAUACCAACGUAGUUGCAGGAAACAGGAGUGUUAGUCGUAAUCUCUGCUGUAGUCUCUCAUUUUUUUUUUCAUCUUCUUACAGAUCAAUUUUAACUUCUUCAUUUAGAGGCAUUCCAGCAGAAGGGGGACACUUGGCAAGGUGCUUUUGUGGCCACCCUGAGAAAAGUGUGGUGCAAAAGAAGUGUAUUGAAAAAAGUGUAUUGCUUCAUAUAUUAGUGGGGUGCAGUUCUCAAGCCGUUGAAUAAUUUUAGCAGCCAAAAAAUGUAAAAAUUACAAGGCGCUGGCUGCAUGACUGCAUGAGAGAUUGAAAGACCUUGUCUCUUUUACACUGGUUUUGUGUCCACAGCGCACCUUCUGGCACUUGUACAGCUAAACCUGUGAUGAGACAAGACCAUUUGACAUCACAUUAAUUCACAUGUGGCUUGCAGAAAGAUAUUAUAUGCUGUACAUUACUGCAAGAUGAGUCAAGACUACCGAAAUGCCUGAAUGUAAUAAAAACGAUCUUGCUGACCGAG
Molecule: messenger RNA, 3347 nt
Organism: Dermacentor andersoni
Lineage: Eukaryota; Metazoa; Arthropoda; Arachnida; Ixodida; Ixodidae
Gene: Prp6
Product: pre-mRNA processing factor 6
Biological process (GO): mRNA splicing, via spliceosome; spliceosomal tri-snRNP complex assembly
Cellular component (GO): nucleus; catalytic step 2 spliceosome; U4/U6 x U5 tri-snRNP complex
Molecular function (GO): protein binding
Source: RefSeq, a predicted model, not a curated record